Messenger RNA from Paramecium sonneborni, 813 nucleotides. The record is from the annotation of a GenBank genome assembly. NCBI's taxonomy places the organism in Eukaryota, Ciliophora, Oligohymenophorea, Peniculida, Parameciidae.
AUGAAGAAGUUAGAAUAAGUGAAUACAUAUUUAAACAAGUUUGAUGAAACUAUUCUUAAAUUACUUAAAGAGUCAAAUAUCAAUACAAUAAAAAGAACACAACCAAAAUCAAUUAUAAAUUCAGAUGAACCGACUAAAUAAUAGGACGAGAUUCUUAAUAAUUGUUAAUAUACUCCUGUUUCAAAUAUGGAAAAUUCUUAGUUGAAAAAGUCUGACAUAAUUGAAAAUAAUAACUCAUAUAGAAUUUAUAGAAGUAGACAAUAAAUAAAGACUUAAACAUUUGAAAAAUUUCAACCUUAACAAUAAUCUAUUGUUGCUAAUAGUCCAAUAAAUUCAGGAAUCCAAUCACCAAAUCAGGCAAAUACUUCAAUCAAUAUUGUUGAAAGACUUAAAACUAUUGAACAACAUUAUGGAAAUAAAAUCAAGAUUUUAGAGGAAGAAAAUAACCAAUUAAGAAAGUAAAUCUUCAAAUAAACUCAGAGCCUCUUAAAAUGAUAAAGUUUCAAUUUAAUCUUUAGAGUCCUAAGUACAAAAAUUAGAAAGUGAUUUAAAAGAAUAAUAAAAACUAUUUUAGGAUAUCCUCUAAAAGUAGUUAAACGAUUAAAAAUAAUAAAUGUGUAUUAUUUAAAUUCAUUUUUAGAAUAUGAAUUGGAAGAAUAAGAAACUAGAUUAAAAAGAUAAUUCGAAAGAUAAAUAUCUAGAAAAGAUUAAAGAAUUUUAGAAUUAGAACAGUGGUAAUAAAAGAAAAGAUCACAUCAUACUGAUAGUAAUAAUACAAAUUUACUAUUUACAUUCAAAACACAUGAUCAUUGA